AUGAAACGACCAAUAACGACUAACAGUGGAAAUAAUGGUAGAAGUAGUUUGACCCGAAACUCUACAAUAAUCAACAAUAAUUCUUCGGGAAGCAUCAUGAAUACUUCUACAACUACAAAUUUUACCACUACUAGUAAUAGCGGAACGAAUAAUAGUAGUGGAACAAUAUAUUAUGCAAAUAAUAGCAAUAAUAACAAUCAGAAUAAUAGAAAUACAAUGAAUGGAAAUGGUACAACCUAUGCAAGGCCAACAUUCGGAAAUCCUGUGCCACCAAUGAUAAAUACCUCCAAUCAACAAGGCAAUUCUAAUAACGGAACAUCUGGUGCUUCUACAUUUGUUCCACCUGUGUUUCACAGGCCCAACCCAGCUCCAUCGAAUGCUUCAUCUAGUACUAGGCCUACUGGGACUGGGACAGCUACAACUCUAAAUGUUGAACGCCAGCAGUUCAUUCCACCAAAAAAUCAACAAUUUCAAAGACCUCAAUAUUCAACACCCACAAACACACAAAAACGAAUUAAUAAUAUUCCACACUCUGGACUUUCCACCCCAAAGUCUGGAAAAAAGCAGCCUUUGCAUUUGGUGAGCUGCCUAAGUCCUCCUUCAACUCAAUUUUCCACACCCAACAGAUCUACUCAAACACCAACCACACCUGUACAAACAACCUCAAAGCCUAAUCCAUCUUCUUCUUCGACUAAUACAUCUACUCUAUUUCCAUUUACUUCCAAUUCUAAUAAUUCUUUCAUUUCGAAUAAUAACAAUAGUUUUAACAAACCACCACAAACAACAUCUCAUGCUAGAUUUGUAAUACCAAAUAAUUAUAAACCUCAGGAACAAGUUUCUAGAUUGCAAUCUUCUACCAAUUUAUCAGAUUCACAAAAAGAAAAUGAGGAAAUUGAAAAAUUAAAAGCAGAAAUUGAAUUACUUAGAGGAAAUCUUAAUAAGAAAAAAUUGGAAAAUGAGGAAUUAGUGAGUGCCAAAAAAGAAAUUGAGGAACAGCUACUUGCAGUACAAUCCAAGAUGGAAGAAAAUCAACAGGAAAAUAGUGGAAUGCUUGAUGAGGAUGAUGACUUUUUACUUGCUGUAUUGGAUGAUAUCGAUGAUGAGAAAACGAAAGAUGAUAAGUCAACCGAGGAAGCCUCACAAAAUUCUCAAAAAAAGGAGACUGAAACAGAAGUCCCAACUGAGGAAAAGAUUGAUAAAACAGAUGAGAAGAUUAUUCCACUUAUACCCGAAACAGCACCAAAGAAGAUAUCUAAAAAAAGAGUUAAAUGGAAAAAUAAGAAUAUAGCAGAUCUCCAAAAAGAUCCUGAUCUUCACAAAGCCCUUUACAAACUAUUAGUAUAUAAGGGAAACAGCGAUAUCAAUCCAAUGGAUCCAAUGGAUACAGAUGAGCUAAUUAAUGAACCACUUUCGGGUAAAUUAUGGAAGGCUCACAGAACUAUUUCAAAUGAUCAAUCUAAAAUGUAUUCACUUCUGCCAAUUUUGAAUUCCUAUCUUAAACAAGCUAAAGAAGAGCAAGACAUUGAAUUAUUCACAUGCACACUGGAAACCAUUUUAAAAUUAGUAUUAGAAAGUGAAAUGUUUAGAAUUGCUUUUAUUGAAUCGUUCUCAGAAAGCAUUACAGAACUAAAGAGAAAAAAGACUAUCCAAGAAAAUGGCUAUGCCCAACACCCUUUAUUCUCUAGCACAACCAUUAUCAUUCCAGAUGGAAAGAAAAGUUCUGUUAAAGGCAAGCUUAGAGAAAAGAGAAAGUAUCUACAUAACUAUUUAAAUGAUGUAGCAUACCAACCCGAUUAUAUAUUCGAUUCUAAUAUGGAUUCUAUAUUAUUUAACCCUGAAGAGGUUCCAUUAAUUCGUAAUGAAGUAUCUGAAACAGAUCUUCUUUCAGAUUUAUUAGGCUAUUUCGCUGGUCUUCCAGAUUAUUUCAAUCAAAGGCAGGUAGAUAUUCUUUGUACGAUAUUGGACAUUGUUAAAACUCUUGCCAUAUGGUCUCCUGAAUCAGCCCUGGCGAAAUUUAAUAAUUUGAUUGAAAAUAGUUUGAUGAAACAACCAAUCACUAUCAAAACCAUUUUCUCAAAUAAUAAUGUUGAACUGAUUCAAAAAUCCUUAGAAGUCCUUACAAUUCUCGUAAAAUCAGAAACCAUCAGAUCAUCAUUGCAGAGUAAUAAUAUUCUUACUAGAGUUUCAGCAUUCUUGAAUGUUGAAGUAGGAACUACAGAAGAAAUGUUACAGUGUAGAAGAAUGAUUUUAAGACUAUUCCACUAUUUAGCGUUCCUAUGCCCUGAUGGAAUAUCUUUGUUGAAAGAAAAGCACAACAACAAUAAUAUUGUGUUUGACGCCAUGAUUCUUCUGCUCAGAAAAGAGCUAGAAAACAUUGCUUUAUUAGAAGAUUUUUCUAACGAAAGUGAAAGAAUUUAUCUGAUUAGAGACAUUAUUGUUCUCUUCAAUCAUAUUUCUCGGUUGAAUAGUCCAAUACCCUAUGUUUCGCCAUCUCUUAGGUUAGACUAUAUUUAUGCCAAGACUACGAUAUCAAUUAUUCGAGAAAAGUCAAAUUUCAAGGAGAAGUUCCAAUUAGAUGAAAUGAAAUAA
Molecule: messenger RNA, 2589 nt
Organism: Naegleria gruberi
Lineage: Eukaryota; Heterolobosea; Eutetramitea; Acrasida; Naegleriidae
Exons: 1
Coding region: 1-2589 (862 amino acids)
Source: RefSeq, a predicted model, not a curated record